Messenger RNA from Castor canadensis (American beaver), 1344 nucleotides. The record is from RefSeq and is a predicted model, not a curated record. Lineage: Eukaryota; Metazoa; Chordata; Mammalia; Rodentia; Castoridae.
AUGGCACAGACGGACGUACUUUUGACCAAGCAGCCGGCCCCACAGACGAUUGAACCGUGCGCGCUGCCACACAAGGAGCACGACAUGGCCUGCAACACAGGCGCUUAUACGUCCUCAGGCCUGGCCACUGCCGGCUUCCGCACGGCCAAGUACCUGAUGGAUGAGUGGUUCCAGAACUCUCAUGGCCAGUACCACCAGGCCAUCAUGGACCGAACCCACUCAGAGCGGCAGCGGCAAGAGAGCCAGCAGAUGGCGGCCGAGACGGAGGCCCUGGCCCAGCGCACACAGAAGGACUCCACGCGCAAGACAGGUGAGCGCCUGGAGGUCACGCACUGCUGGAAGGCGGAGCUGCGACGCGAGGUGAAUGAGCUGGUCGCUGAGACCGACCUGCUGCUGGCUCAGAAACAGCGGCUGGAGCGCGCCCUGGACGCCACCUCCCUGCCCUUCUCCAUUGCCACCGACAACCUGCAGUGCCGUGAGCGCCGCCAGCACCCGGACCUUGUGCGCGACUAUGUGGAAAUGGAGCUGUUGAAGGAAGCUGAGCUCAUCCGGAACAUUCAGGAGCUCUUGAAGAGGACCAUCCUGCAAGCUGUAAACCAGAUACGGCUGAACCGUGAGCACAAGGAGACCUGCGAGAUGGACUGGUCAGACAAGGUGGAGGCCUACAACAUCGACGAGAUGUGCACCCACUACCACAACCAGAGCACGGAAGUGCAGGUCCACCCGCACUCCAUCAGGAUGGAGGAGAGCGCAUCCACGCCCGAGACGUGGGCUAAAUUCACCAAGGGCAACCUGAUCCGCGCCGAGCGCGAGCGCCUGGCGUCGGACAACCUGCGGACGCUCAUCGACUGCAUUCUGCGGGACACGGCCGAGGACCUGCGGCUGCAGUGCGACGCCGUCAACCUGGCCUUUGCGCGCCGCUGCGAGGAGCUGGAGGACGCGCGGCAUAAACUGCAGUACCAUCUGCAGAAGACACUGCAGGAAAUCACUGACCAAGAGCACCAGGUGGCUUUGCUGAAGCGGGCCAUCAAGGACAAGGAGGCACCACUGCGUGUGGCUCAGACCCGCCUGUACCAGCGCUCACACCGGCCCAACGUGGAGCUGUGCCGGGAUGCAGCUCAGUUCAGGCUGAUGAGUGAGGUGGAGGAGCUGAAUAUGUCCCUUACUGCGCUGAGGGACAAGCUACAGGAUGCAGAGCAGGCUCUGCACAACCUGGAGGACACACGCAUGACCCUGGAGAAGGACAUCGCGGUCAAGGCCAACAGCCUCUUCAUUGACCGCCAGAAAUGCAUGACCCACCGCAACCACUACCCCACUGUCCUCCAGCUGGCUGGCUACCAGUAA